Molecule: messenger RNA, 2630 nt
Organism: Exaiptasia diaphana
Lineage: Eukaryota; Metazoa; Cnidaria; Anthozoa; Actiniaria; Aiptasiidae
Exons: 3
Source: RefSeq, a predicted model, not a curated record
UUCUCGUGACAUGUAUGACGUCACAAGAUGGCGGCCAAAGGCCUCUUUGGAGCCCUAUUCUAUUUGGAUCCUUUUUGAGUAAAAACGGUCCCUCCCCAUAAUUCUUUGCGCAGUAAAGCAUUGCUAUGCAAAUGACGACGCCAUUGAUGUGUAGAACGUAUGUCUUGACUGAGAAUUCGAAUAUUUAUACUGCUUUUUAGACUUUCUACUGUGUUGUUUCGUCGAAGUUUACUCCAAAACAACGGAAAUUUUAGUACCUUCCCCUACUGGGGUAAUAUUUCUUCCUACCAGAAUCUGUUCUAUAAUAGUUUGGCUCUGAUUUGAUGUCAAGUUUGCUUGGGUGCAAGACGAAAUGGCUGAGUGCAAGCGCUUUGAUCGAAGCUGCGUGUAUAUGUAGGUGAUGGAGGGUCAUAAGCGGUACCUGAACAACCGGUGUCGUCUUUGUAGCGUAUCUCUUGGAGGGAGUCAUUCCAGUAACAAGAGAAGAAAGGAUCGAAAGAAGGCCUGUAAGACUUUGUUUACCAAAGAAUUUGACGAGUGUUGGAACUUGGACAUUAACUCCGAAAGCAAAGAAGUAUUCCCCGCUUUCAUCUGCAGUUCGUGUAGACGGUUUUUAUACCGCGUCAAAAAUGGCGAAACUCGAAUGGCCAGCAAAUUUAAGGUCGCUCAAUGGACACCGCAUUCGAACGAUGAGUGUGUGUGCAUGCGGUCAGGAUCCGGAAUGGUAAAAAGUAACCUUGGCGAGGAAAUAACCCGUGGAAGCGACAGUGAUACGGAUAGUGCCGAAGAGACACGUGAAGAACUUCAAAAGCCCGCGCUAGGCAUUGUUUUGAAUAGCUUGCCAUGGCUAACACAAGACGAAGCAAAAAAAACGGCAAAAGAGCUCGCAAACAGAUUUGACUUCAUUUUCAUUCCUCGUGGCGAUACUACAGGUAUGACAAACUCUGUUUGUGAACUGUCUAGUGAGRACAGAAAAAAUAUCACCGAAGCGAUCUUCAACUGUGAGAAAAAAGCGGUCAGGGAAGAUGCUUCACAGUGUAGUCAAACCUACAGGAAUCUGGACAGCCUCGUAAACCUUGAAUCUGGUACUUGGUCAGAGGAGAGAAAUUCAGUACUUAAUAGUGCCCUGAAUGGACUGACAAGCAAUGCUAAAGAAACAAAUCUACUAGAGGCAAAGAAAGCUGUUGCAAUUGACCAGUUAUAUUCUCUGGCAUCACCAGGUUUUAUUAGUCCRCUGGCAUUCGCAUGUAAUUUGCUAAUCUAUUCUGUUGCAAGAAGUAAACUUUCCUGCAACAUAUUUGGUAAGCUUUUCCCAAGUGGAUCAUUUGCUACUGUUAAAUCAUGGCUCAAUAACUUAACACCAAAGAUCCCAGAGUUUCCUGAGGGAGAUGUCCUCACAUCCAUUGAUAAUGACCAAGUUUUAAUUAAGAAGUGGACUGUGAGAAAGGRCAAUCGUGCACAGAUCAGCAUAUUGACUAGUGUAUGCACUGCUGUAACCAACAGCAAAGGGAAAUUGCAGUAUGAUCAGCAAUUAGCUCCAGGACAAUGGAAUGACAGGCGUGAUACUGCAAAGAGAGAUGAAAAUGAAAUGAAGAAGCUACUAUAUGACUGUUCUUACAAACCAAAUCAACAGAACCUUUUAAGAGGAGAGAACACCAAAUUGAUWCAGGGAAUACUAGAGCAAGUUGUAAGAGAGCACACAGAGAAGGAAGGAGUAGUCAUGGAUGAUAUAGAUGUCAAAGUAAAUGAAAUCAGAUCUAAGGAGGGGAUGCGCAUCUGUCCUGUUUGUCAAACAAUGAUGGAAAAAAGAAAAAGAAAGUGUACAAACCCAGAUUGUGGAGUUAAUCUUAAAAUUGCUGAGAAACAGCUUGAUGGCAGUGACAUUUUGGGAACUGCUCUUGUUACUCCUGCUAGGCAGUACACCCAUAAAAUCAGAGAAUGUCAACUCGGUUUCACAGUGGAUGAAAUUGGCAAUAGAGCUACUGUAUAUGUGAAAGAGGAGUCUGUCAACUCUUUUGAUGAGUGGGCAGAUGUCAAAAGCAACCAUCCAGACAGUCGCAUCCCAGUAACAGCUUUCGACCCUGUGUUCGUCAACCCUAAUUCCUUUGAAUCUGUUAAAGUUGUGUUGAGAAGAGUUGGUUCAGCCGCACGAGUGAAGAGAUACCACCCUGAGGAUCCCAAUGCUAGAGAAUGGCUCUCAGUAACUAUGGAUGGGCUUCCUUACUUACUCUGUAGAGAGGUUGUGGAAUCUGUGCGUAUCUGUUCUUCGUGUAGUAAAGAGGUCCUCUUGUCGUGUGGUAAAGAGGACCUUAUGAAUGCCUGUGAAAUGCAUACCAUUGAAGAACACAUUGGGCAGCAAGUUAACUACAUCAAGGAAUUUGAUUGGGCCCUUAUAAGAAUCGGAAAGHUGCACAUGGAGAUGAACAUGGCUAGAACAUUUAUUGACAUUCAUUGGAACAUUUACUUUUCAUCGUUAGCACAUGAGCUUGGAUUUGUUUCAGAGGCAGCACAGAAGUUUGCAAGAAAGGGAUCUGAUCAUCACAAGACAAUGUCACUUAUCAAAGUGGCUCACAUUGGCUUGUGGUAUGAGCUCCUUGUUCCUUAUGUAAAGGAGAGACUCAGAUCGCGAG